Molecule: messenger RNA, 1134 nt
Organism: Vanrija pseudolonga
Lineage: Eukaryota; Fungi; Basidiomycota; Tremellomycetes; Trichosporonales; Trichosporonaceae
Gene: lag1
Product: Sphingosine N-acyltransferase lag1
Exons: 2
Coding region: 1-1134 (377 amino acids)
Biological process (GO): ceramide biosynthetic process
Cellular component (GO): membrane
Molecular function (GO): sphingosine N-acyltransferase activity
Source: RefSeq, a predicted model, not a curated record
AUGACCGCGCUCAUCCCCCGAUCACUGCAACCCUUCUGCACGCUCUCAUACCCCGUCCCCGCCAACGUUGACGGCCGGCACGUCACGCUCUACGACAAGGGCAUCAACGAUGUCUACUUUGUCAUUGGGGUGGCGAUUGGCCUCACAGCCCUCAGACAUUUGUUGAUGAUGUGGGUCUUCUACCCGAUCGGACGCCUCGUCGUACCACUCCCAGCACUCGAGUCGCACAAGGGGCAGAGUACGUCUGCUACCGUCAAGCAGAAGCGCUCUCAGGACCGCAAGCACCACCACAAUCUCGUCCGAUUUGCCGAGCAGGCAUGGAGCUUGGGUUACUGCACGUUUACGUGGACGUUGAGUACGAUCGUUCUUCGCAGCGUCCCCAACUACACGUCGCCAGAGGAGCUCUGGGGCACAUACCCCUUCUUCCCCAUCCCGGCCCUCACCAAGUUUGUUUACCUCCUCCAGCUGGGCUGGUGGAACCACCAGAUCUACGUCAUCAACGCAGAGAAGCGCCGCAAGGACCACUGGCAAAUGUUUGGCCACCACGUCCUCACCAUUGCCCUCAUGUCCACGUCCUACUAUGGCAACUUUACCCGCGUCGGUGUGCUCGUUCACUGGCUCAUGGACGGUGCCGACAUUUUCCUCCCGCUGGCCAAGAUUCUCCGCUACAUGGACUUUGCGACGGCAUGCGACGCGACCUUUGUCAUGUUCCUCCUCGUCUGGGUCUUCUCUCGCCAGAUUGGCCUCUUCCUCGUCACACGCUCGGCCUAUGUCCAGGCGCCCAAGUUCCUCCCCUUUGAGCACAACCCCGCCAAGGGCUACUACUUCAGCCGCAACGCGUGGAUCAUGUUCGUCUGCAUGCUCAGCCUCCUCCUCUGCCUCUGCACCCUGUGGUUCUACAUGGCCGUCAUGGUCGCCGUGAGGGUCGUCCGCGGCCAGGGUGCCGCCGACGUGCGCUCGGACGACGAGGACGACGGCGAGGACGAUGUGCCCGACGACGACAGCGUCGACACUCCUAUCCGCACUCCCGACACGGACUCUUCGGUGAAUGCUCUUCACAACAGCUUUGCCAGCCAGGCGGCCACUGCCCUGAAGAAUGGCAGUGACGACGUCGACCUGCGGAAGCGCAGGUGA